AUGUGUGCUCAACUCCUUCCUCCGCCAACGAAUUUCAAGACCACUUUACUAUACGAGAUAGCAGAGCAUAAACCACGGAAGUACAAAAUGCCGACUAUGAGCUUCCUCCGCACCCUCACCCUCCUAACGCUUUCCUCCAUGGCUCUCGCAGCCCCGAUCCCAUCGCAAUAUCGUGCAGACACGUCGAUGGAACCGCAUACGCAGGCACAUGCGCAUGCACAUACACACACGGCGCGCCAACUCCCCGUGGGAGAUCUGAAGCUUCUCAACUUGGUUGUGCCGGGAAGUGGGAUCCCGGAGAGUGUUGGAAGGCUGUCGGGGGAUCUUGGAGGGAGGAAGCAUCUGUGA
Aspergillus calidoustus is the source of this 348-nucleotide messenger RNA. The record is from the annotation of a GenBank genome assembly. Lineage: Eukaryota; Fungi; Ascomycota; Eurotiomycetes; Eurotiales; Aspergillaceae.